CUUGCUAAGGAAUAAGCAUAAGGUAUCCGUACCUCCGGGAGUACGUACCUUCCGUCGUAGGGCUGUGGGCCUGUGCCCAGACAUCACUCAAUGGCGGCAGGGAUCGAUUACCAGUCACCAGUUCAUAGCAGUGCAGGAACUGGCGCCCGGGUCGCCGCUUCCUUGGCUGCAGGCCUGCGGCUGCUGCUGCUGCUGCUGUCGAUCAUCGAGAAUUCGGGUGGCAGGUGGGAUAAGCGGCGAGCCUCAGCUCCUUCCUUGUCCUUUUUUUCCCCUUCUCCUCUUUCUGCGUCUCCCACGCCGCCAAACCUCAACCGCCUCUUGUCUUGAAUGAUUAUUCUCUACUGUUAGCGUUGCUGCGUUCGCUCGUUGCUCUCUGUGUGUGUUUGUGCGUGCGUGCGCUGUCUUGCUUGGAAACGAUUGCCAUGAUGCCAUGAAUUUACGACCUGAACGACACCCGCUAGUUAAUUCACCACCAGUUCCCACCACACAAUGGCCACUACCCGAGACUGGCACCCGCUCUCCGCAUUCCGGGAAAUGGCCCAUGGUAGUGGUGGCAUGAACUCAUCCACCACAUUGCCGGCUUUCCAUUACGACUAUGAUGUCGACGACGCGCACCCCGAUCGCAGCGACACACCGGAUGCUUGGGCCAAAUAUCUUCGCACUCGCAUCUCCCGUCGCAAACAGCUCUACCACAGCCUCGAUCCCUCUGACCAGGACCUGAUUCGCAAAGAAGUUCGGAGAAUCAGCUACUUCAGGGACCAUUUCAAGGACUAUCGCGUAUUCCCGACAGAUGGGCUCCCGUUGGUCGCCUUGCUAGAUGACUCCCGCCAGAAGUGGCGGGACAUUGCCGCCAAGAGAGCAACGGAAGAGUUGGCCAAGGUCCAGCGGCAGACCGAAAAGUCUGGCGAGACGGUGGCGACGACCCGUAACAGAAAAGUGCUGAGGUAUGUCCAGCAAUGGCAGACGCCUGGCUACAAGGAUGCCCAAAAGGCCCUCUACCCUGAAGCCUACAUGCCCGACCUGGACGCCGGACCAGAUAACAGCGAGGACGACCCGAAGCGCGAGGACUAUGGGUACCACGGCUGGGUCAUCCUCUGGGACGAGGAGAAGGGAUGGGCCUCCAUGGACCACCCGCUGGUGCAUGGCUCUUUUCCUCACCAGAAGAUCUCCAUCCAGCAGUUUCUCUACAACAAGGACAGCACGCCCCUCAAGCGAUCAGAUCGCAAGGACCAGUUCCGGUACUUUCACCUCCCCGCCAACAACAUGAAAUGGGUGGAACAGGCGAUGAGCAGGUACUACGGCGAGGACAACGUCGAGUUUGACGGCAUGAAGGCCCUGAACAUGAAGCACAACUCACAACGGCUCCUGCGGCCAGAGCUCUGGCGAGGCCAGCAGCGUGGUGGUUAUGGACUGCCCGCCCACUCGCGGCAGAUAGGGCCGCGUUGCUCCAUGGUUCCCUCUGCGCCUCUCGGACCCAAGGGCGGACUCGAACAGGACGGCUGUGUGCGGAGAGAUUUCACACUCUUCAUGCCCUUCUUGCACUUUGAAGUUGAGAAGAGACUCCACCGCAUGGGCCAGUUCAUGCAGGUGGCCAAGUCGCAGAACGAGAAGCUGCGCAGGGCCAACACGUUCCGGCAGCGAGGCCGCAUGGCCAGCGUCGCCAACAACAAGAUCAAGAAGAGCCACGGUCAUGUCGCCAGCUUUGAGCCCGAGAAGAGACGCUUCACUGAGGCAUGGAGACCGCGGAACGCACUGGCCAAGUACUUCUGGCACGUGGCCAAGAUACACCAAAUCAUUGACGAGGCAGCCGACGGGCGCCUCAUCGAGGAUCACCUGUACGCCACGCCUCCCCUGCACCCUCGCAGGACACUGGAGCAGUUCUACUACUGGACUGCCGAGGACACCAGUCGGCGAGAUCGUGACCAGGUUGUGGCACGCGGCACGCGGUACUAUAGCGAGGAACACAGCGCUGAAGCCUCAACCCGCCUCAUCAUGGUCGACCAGUUGUGGCUGUGGAUUCUGGAUGACAAUACCGUGAUAUCGGCGUUCCCCCGACGCUGGGGACGCAACAAGCCCGACCCGUCGGCUGUGCAUCGCAGCAUCCGUGAUCGGCUUGGGGGACUGGACGCUGGCGAGAUCCAGUCAGUCUACGACCUUGCGCUCGUCGUCGUCGACGAGUGCUCCAAGGUCUUCUUCGACCCUUCGAAGCUGCUUGAUCACCGGCCCGAAUUGCUAGACCUUUUCAGCUCGGCCAUCUCCAAGAUCGCCGAGAACAAGACCAUUGCGUACGAGGGCUUUGGGCUUGAUCUGAGCAAGAUCAGCAGCGAGACGAUUGAAUCAGCAGAGAGGCUGGUUCGCAAGUCGUUGAACAUUAGUUUCGAAUGGUCCAUCCUGGAGGAGGCCCAGCACGUGCUGGAUGAGCUACAGAUUAUGCAGGAGAUUUUCAACACGCAAAUCCUCGUACUGAGAGAUCUGGAUCGCAACUUGCAAGAGCUUCUCAGCGUCGAAAUGCCAAAUCCAACAAUGGUGGCGCAGUCUGGACGGGAUUCUGUUGCCACAAAGAUCCGUGAGGGUUGGCAGAAUGCACGGGACAGGAUCGUGUCACUCACCUCAGACAUGGAGCAGCGACGGGGCGAGCUGGCCGAGAUGGAGAAGCUCCAGACGAAGACACGCUCACAGCUGCGCGACCUCGUUGAUAUGAAGCAGCAGCAGGCCAACAUUAUCGAAGCCAAGGCCGCUAUUCGUCGAGCGGAUGAGUCGGUAAUACAGGGCCGAUCCAUUGUGAUCUUCACAGUGGUGACGAUUAUAUUUCUCCCUUUGCAAUUUAUGACAUCCAUCUUUGGCAUGAACGCAAGGCAAUUCAGCAAUGACGGUGAAAUGGACCUCAUGCCACAGCUCAAAUGGAUGUUCGGCGUGAGCAGUGUUGUCAUUGUCGUGUCGCUAUCUCUCGCAUUUAGUACCUGGAUACGCACGGCGCUGGCGGUGGGAUGGACCUUUGUCUACACGUACAUUGAAGAACGGCUGGGCCUGCGCUCAAAGAAGGCCCGCUACAGCACGAGCGCCUUCAAGAGCAAGCAGCACGAGCGUCUCCGAGAGCUCGAGACGCGGGAUCAGCAGAGACGUCUCACUGAGAUCAACAGUCGCAGGAUGACCUCGCCGAGACGGCAGCAGCAGCAGCAGCAGAGGGAGAAGAGGUCGACGUGGGAUGUACGAAACCUGAAGCCGACAUCGGGGCUGUUCCGGUGGAAGCGAGACACGCCCAAGGACAAUCACGACGCUGUCUGA
Molecule: messenger RNA, 3285 nt
Organism: Emericellopsis atlantica
Lineage: Eukaryota; Fungi; Ascomycota; Sordariomycetes; Hypocreales; Bionectriaceae
Exons: 6
Coding region: 490-3285 (931 amino acids)
Biological process (GO): transmembrane transport; metal ion transport
Cellular component (GO): membrane
Molecular function (GO): metal ion transmembrane transporter activity
Source: RefSeq, a predicted model, not a curated record